AUGCUGUUUUAUGGAAAGCUGUUUUCCCGCUUAAAUUUAGAAGGGACCUUGGUGAGCAAGGAUAGUUCGUUUAGUGGGCCUUUUAGUAUUUUUGGGCUUCCAAAGAGAAAGGUCCAAAGCGGGCAAUGUGGGCUCCCACACAGGCCCGUUGUCAACCUCUUAUUCUUUCUCAUUGUUCUCUGCAUAUUCUCCUACUUAUCACAUUCAAAAAAUUCUUCUUUAUGCCCCAUAGAUUUCAAUUAUGUGAAUACCUUUCCAUGGGACAUCUCAGACUGCUCCACCACCGCAACCGCCACCGCUACGGAAAACUGCUGCUCAUCUCUCGGUGGCCUCUUCCGCAUCGGCCUCGCUCACCACCUCAAGAAAACUAAAACUUUCUAUCUCCCAAACCCACAAUCAUCCGCUUCUUGCAUCUCCGAUUUCCAAUCCCGCCUCUCUUCAAUCUCCGUAGCACACCCCUUCUCUACUUGCCACAGCUCCACCAACGAGUUUGUUGCAAGCCCAUCAAACUGUGAUGGGAUUGUCACGUUAUUAGAUUGGGUUGAUAGGAUUGGUCCCAACACUGUGCUACAGUUCUCUUGUGACGGAGAUCUUGCUGAGUUUUUGAGGUGUAGGUCUUAUCUUGAAGCACGUAUGGAUGUUAAUUCUAACUUGGUAUCAUUGAGUCAAAACUCGAGUAAAUGUUUGGCUUUUACUGCUCUAUAUGCUGCUGGAAUAGUUAACAGUUAUGGGCCUGAUGAUAUCCGGACAGCCAAGUGUAUACUUGGCAUCUCUUUGUCCAAAUCAAGAUCAAAUUCGAGAUCGAAGGAAAAUACCAUUUAUGCAGUUUUGGGGGCGUUGAUAGGAACUCUUGUUUUUGUUGGAGCAAGUGGGAUUUAUAGGAGAUAUAAUAACAAGAGGAAAGAAACCCAAUCACAUAGAGAUUAUGUAAGAGAUGUAAAAGCUCGUGUUUUGCCCAACACAGGCGCAAAAUGGUUUUGUAUAGCCGAGCUUGAUGUAGCUACGAACAGGUUUUCACAACAAAACUUGAUAGGUCAAGGUGGGUUCGGGGUUGUUUACAAAGGAACACUUUCUGAUGGAACACUUGUUGCAGUCAAGAAGAUGAUGAGCUUCGACACACAAGCAGACAAUGAUUUUGUUAAUGAGGCUGAGAUCAUAAGCAAGAUCCGGCAUCGAAAUCUUCUGCCCUUAAGAGGGUUUUGUGUAACGAGUGAUCCGAUACAAGGAAACGAAAGGUAUCUUGUUUAUGAUUAUAUGCCAAAUGGUAGUUUACAUGAUCAUAUUUUCGACAAAAGUACAUCUAACCAUAAGAGACUAAGUUGGCCUCAACGAAAAUCGAUCAUACUUGAUGUGGCUAAAGGGUUAUCUUAUUUGCACAAUGAGAUCAAGCCCGCAAUCUUUCAUCGUGAUAUUAAGGCAACCAACAUUCUUUUGGAUUCGAAUAUGAGAGCUCUAGUUGCGGAUUUUGGGUUAGCCAAGCAAAGUAGAGAUGGGCAGUCUUGGAUAACUACGAGAGUUGCGGGAACAUAUGGAUAUGUAGCACCUGAGUACGCGCUCUAUGGACAACUAACAUCAAAGAUUGAUGUUUAUAGUUUUGGGAUUAUAGUGCUUGAGAUCAUGAGUGGGAGAAAGGUGCUUGAAGAGGUGAAAGGGGAGAUGGUGAAAUCAGAUCGAAUUGAGGAGGUUUUUGAUGAUUCUCUAAAAGGAGAGGGAACCUUGCCUAAGGGUGUGAUGGCAAGAUUUGUAAAAGUUGGAUUAGUUUGCGCACAUGCGCUGGUGGCUCUACGACCAACGAUUUUGGAAGCUCUAAAGAUGUUGGAAGGUGACAUUGAUAUCCCUCGAUUGCUCGACCGACCACCGCCUUUUUGUCACGACCCUUUUAGGUCGAGUUUCCGGCAUAGCAACAGUUUGUGGUUGAGUAGUGAAGGAUCCAUGGCCAGUUCAAGCGUAGGUGCGCUGGCAUUUCUGCUAAGAAAGAGGCACCCGUUAAUUUCUUAACAGACCCGUUGGAAGGGAGAUCUACCCUUCGACCAGCUGACAUUCUGGUCUUUGGAUGGGUAGGAGGAAAACACGCAUGUGUGGAUCUAACAGGGGUUUCUCCGCUUGUGGGCUUAGGGAGUAGUGCUUUCACAGUGGGUCAGGCUGCUUUAAAGGCUGCUUCGGGUAAGGUGAUCAAGCAUGAGAAAGCAUGCUUUGACAACCAGCACGUGUUUAUCCCAUUUGCUUUUGAUACUUUUGGUUUUCUGGCGCCAGAGGCUGUGGACCUACUUAGUCGAGUUCAAAAGGUCAUGCAUAAUAAUGUUAUGACCCCGAGAUCUAUGGACGUAGUUUUUAAAAGGCUUAGUUUUGCUAUCCAAAAAGGGGUAGCGGCACAACUUGUAGCCCGUUUACCAACUAUCUCGAUGUAAAUUAUUAUUCUUUAAAAGUUAUGAUGAAAUUCGGACAACCAAAUUUGAGGGAAGAGCCAACAACUUGAAAGACAUACUUUUUAUGUAACAUUUCUUUUGUCUAGGCUUUCUGUAUGAUUAAUGUACAUUAGGCUAAUACCUUGUUUUUAAUAGCUAUGAAAUUUUGUGAGAGAUAAAAUACAACUUUUUGUAUCUCUAAAUGCAACCGAUCUAUGU
Molecule: messenger RNA, 2624 nt
Organism: Helianthus annuus (common sunflower)
Lineage: Eukaryota; Viridiplantae; Streptophyta; Magnoliopsida; Asterales; Asteraceae
Product: probable receptor-like protein kinase At1g11050
Exons: 3
Coding region: 1-1998 (665 amino acids)
Biological process (GO): protein phosphorylation
Molecular function (GO): ATP binding; protein kinase activity
Source: RefSeq, a predicted model, not a curated record